Messenger RNA from Cinclus cinclus, 1005 nucleotides. RefSeq names its product acrosin-like. The transcript has 5 exons. Gene Ontology annotation, molecular function: serine-type endopeptidase activity. The coding region runs from base 1 to 1005 and encodes 334 amino acids. Gene Ontology annotation, biological process: proteolysis. The record is from RefSeq and is a predicted model, not a curated record. Lineage: Eukaryota; Metazoa; Chordata; Aves; Passeriformes; Cinclidae.
AUGAUUUUGUUGUGCACCCUCAUCCUACUUGCUCUGUGCGGGCCUGCACAUGGCAUCUGUGGGAAGACCUGUGGGCUCCGGCCCAUGGGUGCUACCUUCGGCUCAUCGCGUGUUGUGGGUGGCACAGACGUCAUGCCAGGUUUUGGGGCCUGGGCUGGCAUUGCCAGUAUCUGCUGCUUCUGGAAACCACCAAUAGCUGUGCAUAUCUGUGGAGGGACCCUCGUCAGUGCAAAGUGGCUCCUGACAGCGGCCCACUGCUUUAACAACAUCACAGUUCCCCUUAACGAGUGGGCCAUCGUGCUUGGGGCCACCUCGUUGGGCCAGUCAAAUGUGGAAGUGCGCCGGAUUAAGCGGGUGAUCAUUCACGAAAAGUAUGAUAUUGAACUUGUGCAUAAUGACGUCGCCUUGCUGGAAUUGGACCGGCCAGUACGGUGCAGCUCCUCCAUUCAGACUGCCUGCCUGCCUGGUCCUUCAGUGAAAGUGUCGGAGCUGAAAAACUGCUAUGUUGCUGGCUGGGGUGACAGAAUUGUAAAAUCUUCAGGUAGAGAUGUCCUGCAGCAGGCCAAGGUCCAGGUCGUGGAUAACAAGAUUUGCAACAGUAGCGAGUGGCUGCGGGGGUACAUCUAUGACUUCCAUGUGUGUGCUGGGCAAGGUGGCAUUGGCACCUGCCAGGGCGACAGUGGGGGGCCUCUUGUCUGCCAAGAUAACAGUGGUGGCUUCUUCUGGCAAAUUGGUGUGACCAGCUGGGGAGUAGGCUGUGCUAGACCUAAACGGCCUGCAGUCUCCAGCUCCACUCAGUACUACUACAACUGGAUCUGGAGCAAGAUAGGAAUGAAGCCAGCACCAGCAGUUACUCCAGCACCAGUGCCAGCCUACACCUCAGCCCCUCUGCAGACAGUACCUCCAAGUCCAAUGCAACCCUGUCCAUUUCCACGUGAAAAGCUGCUGCAAUUCUUUAAUCUGCUGAAGGAUAUAUUGCGGUUCCUAAAGCAAAAAAUGUUUUGA